Messenger RNA from Entrophospora sp. SA101, 444 nucleotides. The record is from the annotation of a GenBank genome assembly. NCBI's taxonomy places the organism in Eukaryota, Fungi, Glomeromycota, Glomeromycetes, Entrophosporales, Entrophosporaceae.
AUGUCUAGAAAAAAUAAUUCCAAAAAAAUAGAACCUUCACAGAAUGAACUUGCAGAGAAAUACCUUAAAAUCAGAGAAGAGGUAUACACCAAGAAAGCCGAGGAUUCAAUAGUCGAUCUAAAAGAAAGCCGAAAAAGAAUUAAAAAGUCAAUUGAAGAAAAUGAAAGAAUCCUUUCACAACAAAUAAAGCCCACCCGUAAAAAAAAACCUAUAGGAGGAAAAGCAAUUCAAGCAAAUAAUUCUCGUUCAAUCACAAAAAUAAGUGAAUUUGAAGCUGGUUAUCCUAAGAAAGAAUAUAAAAAAUAUAUUGAACCAUUCCCAAUCCCUUACGCCGAAGAUGAUCCAGUAUUGAGACAUUUUUAUUAUUUCGGAGAAGAUAAUCACACAACAGAUUAUUUUGACAAUUAUGAUCGAGUUGAUAUUGAUAAUUCUAAUUAUUAUGCA